AUGAAGACCGUCAUCGUACCGCCCGGCUUCGUUCCCUCCCCUAACACCUGUACCGACCCCAUCGAAGCCAAGAAAACCUUGUACAAGUGCACGAUCUGCCCCCGCGACCCCAUCAUCUUCGAGACUGGCCUCAAGGCGCACACCCAGCGAGUGGGACACAAGAAGGCUCUCGAGAUCAAGACCACCGGCCACGCCGCCCCUCAAACGACGACGUCCAUCUCUAGCGGCAAGAAGACGUCUCGACCCUCCGCCAGCAAGCCGGUCAUGCCGACCCCUCCGCGCUCCGAUGCUUCCAGCGACGUGGUCAUCGUUCAGAAGAAGAAGAUCGCCCGACCAGAGAUAGAAGAUGCGACAGCGCUACCGGUGGCGAAGGACCCGGCGGAGUUGAAGCGAGACCGGGGGAGGCAGGCUGCCGAAGCUUAUCGAGGCUGCCGCGAAGUCGCCGAGAACCUAGUCAAAGGGCUUGUAGCCGAGAUGGGCCCUUCUCGAAACUGGGAUCACAUCAGGAGGGUGCGGAACCUAGCCAUGCGCAUGGCCCACGAGGAGACGCCGGAAGUGGACCUCAAGGUCGUGGAGUUUCUAGCGCUCUUUCACGAGGUGGCAGAAGCCUCGUCCACUCCUUCGGCUCUCACCACUAUCCUCGCCCCCUUCCUCAAUCACAAGUUGACCGCCCAAGUGCUCACCGGAGACCAUAUCGCGGUGAUAAUGUACCUGCUUCCCUUCGUGCCCUGGACGGUCGAGGCCGACAUGCGCAAGCGUGAUGUCUGGCCGGCGCACCACGAUGCCUCCCUGGCGCUCUGCGCCGUUCAAGACGCGGAUCGGCUCGAUGGGAUGGGCGUAGAGGGGAUAGUGCGGUUUGCUCAGGCGAUGGCUGUGGAGGAUGGUGUGGGUAUGGAGGCCGAGAUCGAGGACGGCGAGACCAAGAAGAACUCCGUCCAGGCUGUGCUUGGGGCCAUGAUUAAGCGCUCCGAGGGUAUGAAAACUGACUCGGGCAAGCUCCAGGCGGAGCAGCGCUGCAAGACGGUGAAAGCCAUGCUGGAAGGCCGCAAGCAGGAGAGGCGAGCUGCGGGGCCCUACCGAGCGGCAGUCUGA
This is a messenger RNA of Dioszegia hungarica, 1092 nucleotides long. RefSeq lists its product as uncharacterized. Bases 1 to 1092 code for a protein of 363 amino acids. The transcript is spliced from 9 exons. NCBI's taxonomy places the organism in Eukaryota, Fungi, Basidiomycota, Tremellomycetes, Tremellales, Bulleribasidiaceae. The record is from RefSeq and is a predicted model, not a curated record.